CUGUCCAGUCAAAGAUUACAAUCCAGCUGCCCAUACUUAAAGGAUGAAGGGUACAAUAUUUAGUGUAAGAUAUAAGAUUGAAGUUGGAAAGAUGGGUCAUUAAAGAUGGUUCAAAGGUCUCCAAUAAGGUCGAUGGGAGGUAAGACCCCUCUCUAACUGUUAAUGGAAGCGUUGUGGAAAACUGCAGUGAUUUCCAGCCCUACUCGUGGUGGAAUAUGCUCUGGAGGUCGCAACACCAAGUGCACUUCCUGCUUCUCACCCGUGGCAACGCCGACUGCGCUCAGGUCAUCAGCCGGCCCGGCGACAUCAGCGCAUCAAACUUCAACGCCAGCCGCCCCACCAAGAUCAUCAUGCACGGAUUCAGAUUGACAGGGAGCAAGCCAUCGUGGGUUGACAGCAUGGCCAAGGAACUGAUUCAUGCAAUGGACGUGAAUGUUGUUACGGUAGACUGGAUCAUUGGAGCCACAGCUUUGUACACCUCCGCAGUGAAAAACAUGGACACGCUGGGAGUGAAGAUUGUUUCCUUUAUACAAACACUUGUACAGCGGGGAAGCACAAGAGAGUCCUUCCAUUUGAUUGGGAUCAGUCUGGGAGCACAUGUGGCUGGAUAUGUGGGUCAAAUGUUUGAUGGAAAACUUGGAAGAAUUACAGGCCUGGACCCUGCGGGACCCAAGUUUUCCAGGAGUACUGGGGAGAGACGGCUGGAUGCCAGCGAUGCCCUGUUUGUGGAAGCCAUUCACAGCGACUCUGACUACUUUGGGAUUUCCCAGCCAGUUGGCCACCUCGAUUUCUACCUGAACGAUGGAAAUGACCAACCUGGCUGCUCAAGGUCCUCCCGGCUCUCAGUGUACCAGCGCGUGACGUGUGACCACAUGAGGGCCGUUUAUUUGUACAUCAGUUCCAUCAAGAACCCUUGUCCAUUGGUUGCUUUCCCCUGCCAGACAUACGAGCAAUUUGCCAACGGGGACUGUGCCGACUGCCAUCACCAGUCCCUGACGCACUGCCCUCGUAUAGGGCUUUUGGACCGUGCAGGAUUGCACACGGACAUACGACCGAGGCAAGUUAAAGCCUUCCUGAUGACAUCAAGUCACAUUCCUUUCUGUGCUAAACAUUUCCUGGUGGAAGUGUUUCUGGGAGAGGUUGGGCCUCAUCAGCAGCGUGUCGAUGUGAUAUUCUUGAGUAGUAAAUACACCCGUUUGUCAAAACUGCAAAUAUCCGUAUCCAACAAGCAUUCAAAAAUGAAAAAGGUGAUCGCACAUGAUCAGAGCAUUGAGGACAUGGCAUCGAUCGCUCUGACACUGUCAUCGAGCUGGCGUAGAAAGCCCCACACCAUUCACAUCGAGGAGAUGCGCGUGACAGAGCUCCCUCUGAAUCACAGAGACAGACCAUCGCGCUGCAUCUAUAAUAUGGUGAUAUACAAAGCUCUAUUUAAAGAAUUUGGCGCCUGUCAGUAGAAGUGUCUCAGCAUCGAUUGUUCCGGGAAGAACGCUGCCAAACAACGCUGCCAGUUGCAAUACAAGUGAAUGUUAGUUGGACCUGGUUAAUAUAUGAUAUACGGAGAUAUUAACCUAGCAUGCAGCACAUUUGUCACGUGUAGCGUAUUGAAUGAUACAACAGCCAACAUAAUCAAAGACUUGUCCACCCGGUCUGUCAUUCCUUCUCCCCGCUCCAGUCCGGCAGAAGGUACAGAAGCACAAAAGCGGUCUUCACCAGCUUCCUCCCCUCUGCCAUCAGGCUUCUGAACGGUCCUUCCAUAAGCUAGGUGAUGUCCGAUUCACCUCUACCCCAAUCUGGACAUUGCACUUUGCCCAAAUGCGUUACAAUGCUGAGAACUAUAUCCCGCACUCUGUAUCUUCCCCUUUGUUUCACCUAUUGUACUAGACUUUGACUUGAUUGUAUUUAUGUGUUGUAGCGGCAUCUGCAGGUGCCUGGGAGUAGUCGAACCCUGCGGUUGGUUACCUCAGUCACCUAACCGUGGGGAGGGUUUUUUCUGGGCAAGCCCAUUCAUUCUCUUAGCCACCGUUGUGGUAGUAGUACUGUAUUUAGCCGUCUCAAGAUUACUGGUGUUUUCACCACUUUCACAAUAAAGCUCAAUUGGAAUUCAA
Messenger RNA from Amblyraja radiata (thorny skate), 2105 nucleotides. It is a transcript of the gene pla1a, whose product is annotated as phospholipase A1 member A. The transcript is spliced from 11 exons. Gene Ontology annotation, biological process: lipid catabolic process. NCBI's taxonomy places the organism in Eukaryota, Metazoa, Chordata, Chondrichthyes, Rajiformes, Rajidae. Bases 216 to 1454 code for a protein of 412 amino acids. Gene Ontology annotation, molecular function: glycerophospholipid phospholipase A1 activity. The record is from RefSeq and is a predicted model, not a curated record.